Messenger RNA from Paramecium primaurelia, 2835 nucleotides. The record is from the annotation of a GenBank genome assembly. Lineage: Eukaryota; Ciliophora; Oligohymenophorea; Peniculida; Parameciidae.
AUGAAUAUACAACACAAAACAAAAUUUGAGAGUUCUUAGUUUGAAAGAAGUCAAGCGAAAAUGAGAAUUGUUGCUAGAGUUACUCGAAGGAGAUCAAUCGAUUCAUUCUAUAGUUAAUCUUCUAAAACAUCCAAAUCCAAAAUUACUCUUCAUCUUAAAGACAAUUUAAAAAGAACAAGAAGUUAUUCAAAUUUUAUUUCUACAUAUGAUUAAGAUUCACACAUAAAAGAAGCAUAUUAGACUUCAAAAGGUGGCCAAGAUGAAUUCUUAAAAGGGCAAAAGAAAGAUAGUUCCCAAAGUAGAAGCUCAUCGCACCAAUCGUCUAUGUAACUAAAUCAAAAUAAUAGAAAAGAUGAUCUGAAUGACAUUUAUGAAAUUCGAAAAGAUGAAGUGGAUUUCAGAAAAUUUAACUAAAAUUUUUAGUUGGAUGUUCUUUAAUUGGAAGCCUUAUAUUAUUGGCUUUCAGUUUUUGGGUUUCAGCGUUCUGCUCCCUUAUAAAUCCCACCUUAUUUAAGCUACUACAUUUAUUCUUUAAUUUUGUAUAGAAGUGACUAUGCCAAAAUUUUGACUUAAUAUAUGGAUAUUUAUGAUAGAGAUAAUUAUCACUUAUGGUUAAAGAGAUAGCAAAGUAAAUACUUAAAGGAGAAGCUUUAAAAAUAAUGCAUAUCGUAAAUUUAAUUUGCGAGUGAUUUUGAAAUAAACCAUUAUUAUGAAUUUAUAAUCUUUAGUUAUCUGGACUCCUUUAUUCAAAAACUAAAUCUAGAUUAUAAAGUUCUUUUAGAUGAUUUCCUUAAAUAUUUUUCAUUAUCAAAUCUUUAAAAAGAUAAAAUAGAAUUAUCUUUGAAAGAAGAUUACAUUCAUCGAAAAAAUAACAUAGCCUUUGGAAAUAUCAGAUUUGUUUUCAAAUAAAAAGAUGGAAUUUUGGUUGAUUUUAAACUACCAAUAGGGAAAUUUGAAGACUAACAAUUUUGCGAUUAUGUUUAGUUUUAGACAGAGUUUGCUAAAUAAUUAUCAUAAGCUGAAUCAAUUUAGUCUUUUAACCAACAUCGUACUGAACCCCAUUGCGAAAGAACUUUGAUAUUAUUUCUUUUAGCAGACAUUGAAUUAAAUAAAUCUAUAUUUAAGAGUUUAAAUUAGGAUUUGAUUAAUUAAUAAAAAAUAGAUAAAAUUGAUAACCUUACAAAAAUAUGCCUGGAAAUAACCACUGAAAAUAGAGUUUGUAGUAGAUGUGUAAGUAUGUUUUAAUACAUACCAGUUGAGUUUAUUUGUAAAAAAUUUAAGUCAACUUUUGGUUUGAACAUAGAUCAAAAAUUUUAAUUUAUUAUCAUUUCGCAAUAUUUAUUGGAUCCUUAAAUAGAAUAACAAGUAGGAAAAUACCAAAAGAUUUGGAUAAGAACACCUUAGGGAUAAUAAAUUAAAUAGUAGUAAAAAUAAAAAAAAGAUUUUCAAACUCUUUCUAAUUAACAAGUGAACAGCUACUCAGAAAAUUUUUCAGAAAACAUUUAACCAACUAAAUAAAAUGAGAAUCCUUUAGAAUAAACUGAUUCUUAAUCAAUUCCAAAAGAAGACUUUCUAAAAGAGAAUUUGCAAUAAUAAAUUGAAUAGGAGGAAAUAAAAGAAUAAGAAUUAUUAGUUUGUUAUGAAGAACAAGAACCUACAGGAUUGGUUUCUGUGUUAUUAUUAAAAGAAAGAUAUUGUGUUGGAGAUUGCAGUAAUUUCAAAGAAAAAGUUGAUCAAAUAAAAAUUACAAAUACAUUUUUCUUAAGUAAUGAAAAACAAGAAACUCCCUCAUAGAAUUCUUAGAGUAGCAAAUAAGAGAUUAAUAUCGACUCUAACUCUUAAUCAUCAAGAUAGAAAUUAUACUCAAAUAGAUUAUAUCUUGAGUUAAUAUUCUACAAAGAAAAAUUUGUAAAUCUUCUUAAAGAUUUUUCAAACAUUAUAGAAGGAAAAUAAUUCUUAGUCUAAAAUAAUUUUUAGAAGCACUAACAAACUUUUAAAAAAUAAGAAGAUCUAUUAUUAGAGACUAGAUCCUAAUUUUAUACCUUAUUAGUAAAGAAAUUUACAUCUGAAUUUAAAUAACUAAACACAUAGUAAUUCAAUUUAAAUACGAUCUUGAGUAUCUACUGGGAGAUUGGAACUCUUUAAGGUAUUAAGGCAUCUCAUGCUGAUUUAAUUGAUGCUUUAAAAGAAGAAUUAAUGCUAAAUAGCAUUAUUUAGUGUGGAAAUUUUAAUAUGGCAUUAUUUCUAUCUGAUUAUACAUUCUUAAGCAAAUUCAUUACUCCAUAAAUUUCCAAAGAAAUCAGAAAGAAAAAUGAAAACUUUAAAAUUUUAAUUAAUUUUUGUUAAGUACAAAUAUUUGGUCAAGAAGAGUCUGGUAACAUUAAAAAAAUUUUUACUUUCAACUAGGCUAAAGAUUGUAAUUCACUAUCCUAAUUGAUAGAGUAACAAAUAAAUACAGUAAUCAAAAAAUUUUAAAAUAUUUUAAUAACUAUCUUGUCAGUUGAUAGGAUUAAAUAAUAAUGUAUAGAGAGAAUUAAUAAUUAAAUUCUUAGUUUCCAUCAUUCCAAUAUAGAACUUAAGUACUUUUCUAUUAAAUAAAAGUAAAGAUAGCAUGUUUAAUAAUUCUAAUCAAGAUAAUCAUAAAUAACAGAAUAAGAAUGGGAUCUUUUAGAAAGUGAAUAUUAUAAAUAAAGAUAUACACUCUCAAAAGAAGGAUUGUUCCUUUCUUAUAAACAAUUGAGUGAAAAUAUUGAUGAAGAAUUGUUUAGUUUUGAAUGUUAGGUAAAGUUAGUAAUUAAUUAUUUAUAGCUCCACAGUUAGAAUAUUAAUAUGUGA